Molecule: messenger RNA, 309 nt
Organism: Perkinsus marinus ATCC 50983
Lineage: Eukaryota; Perkinsozoa; Perkinsida; Perkinsidae
Exons: 3
Source: RefSeq, a predicted model, not a curated record
GUUCUCGAUUCGCUGAGGAAGUGUUGGAAAGUUGGUAAGCUGUCUCCACUUGAGCAACUCUGUGCUAUAGUAUUGCUCAAUGACCCAUGGACUCCAGAAAACAAAUGUCUGACGGCGACGAAUAAGCUUUCGCGUCACGGGAUAAUCGCUAAACACGAAGAACUACUGGAAAAUCUGAAAGCAUUUGGACGGGAUGCCAAUGUCGAUUCCUACGACGUCUACGUCGUUCUCGAGGGCCAAGUUGUGAAGCCAUAUAUCAGAAUGAUGGAGAUUUUUUUUGAUCAGAGUUGAAAUUUGUUUUAAGUAGUU